This is a messenger RNA of Gymnogyps californianus (California condor), 462 nucleotides long. Its product is annotated as complexin-3-like. Lineage: Eukaryota; Metazoa; Chordata; Aves; Accipitriformes; Cathartidae. Gene Ontology annotation, molecular function: syntaxin binding. Gene Ontology annotation, cellular component: terminal bouton; SNARE complex. Gene Ontology annotation, biological process: synaptic vesicle exocytosis; regulation of neurotransmitter secretion; neurotransmitter transport. The record is from RefSeq and is a predicted model, not a curated record.
AUGGCGUCCUUCUUCACGGCCGCCCUGAAGAGUUUUCAGGGGGGCAAGGAGGAGCCGCCCAAGGCCCCCAAGGAUGGCAAGGCGGCCACGCUGCCCAACGGCAUGGCCCGUGAGGAGUUUGAGGAGUACCAGCGGCAGCUGCUGGAGGAGAAGAUCGAGCGGGACAAGGCCUUUGCGCAGAGGAAGGCAGAACGGGCCACUGUACGGAUGCACCUGCGGGACAAGUACCACCUGGCCCAGGACGAGCGGGACGAUGCUCAGCUGCACGUGGCUGGCGGUGCGGUGGAGCUGCCGCAGGAGCUGGCUGCCAUGGUGCACAGCGAGGAGGAGGAGGAAGAGGAGGAUGGCGGUGCCGGGGCCUUUGCCUUCCUGACGAAGCUGCGGGAGGUGGACCUGCCGGCGCUGCGGGACCGCGCGCUGGGCAGCGUGGACGAGGUGAAGGAGAAGUGCACCCUGAUGUAG